AUGUCGAAGAACGCAACUCUUUCACUAGCUCCUGUCCUUCUUGUUCUUCUUUUCUUCUGUGUUGUUGUUCAUGGCGCCCAAGAGAAGAAGAUUCUUAGUCUACACAACUAUAUCUGGUCUCCCAAGAAAUCUAACGAAGCUUCGAGUUCAUGUUUCUCUCACAAUCUUGGAAAGGGAAGAGAAUCCACUACUACGCUGGAGAUGAAACAUAGGGAACAAUGCUCAGGAAAGACUGUAGACUGGGGUAAGAAGCUGAGAAGAGCACUAGUUCUUGAUAACCUUCGAGUCCAGUCACUUCAACUCAGAAUCAAAGCAAUGACCUCGAGCACCACUGCACAAUCCGUUUCGGAAACUCAGAUUCCACUGAUCUCAGGGAUAAAACUUCAGACUUUGAAUUACAUUGUGACAGUUGAAUUAGGAGGAAAAAACAUGAGUUUGAUCGUUGACACUGGAAGUGACUUGACUUGGGUCCAAUGCCAGCCUUGCAGGUCCUGUUACAACCAACAAGGUCCUUUGUAUGACCCAUCAGUCUCAUCUUAUUACAAGACAGUUUUCUGCAACUCAUCCACUUGUCAGGAUCUUGUAGCUGCUACCGGCAAUCGGGGCCUUUGUGGGGGCAACAGUGGUGUCGAAAAGACAACUUGUGACUACGUUGUCAGCUACGGAGAUGGAUCGUACACUCGAGGAGACUUGGGCAGUGAAAGUAUCCAAUUGGGCGACACGAAAGUCGAAAACUUUGUCUUUGGUUGUGGCCGAAACAACAAAGGUCUAUUCGGGGGAGCUUCUGGUCUAAUGGGUUUGGGAAGAAGCUCAGUUUCUUUAGUCUCCCAAACUACUGAAAAUUUCAACGGAGUCUUCUCGUACUGUUUGCCUUCUCUCGAAGAUGGAGCUUCUGGCUCAUUGUCAUUCGGUGACGAUUCCUCUGUUUACAAAAACUCAACUUCAGUUUCCUACACUCCGUUGGUACAAAACCCUCAGCUUCGUUCCUUUUACAUUCUGAAUCUCACCGGUGCCAGCAUCGGUGGCGUGGAGCUGGAAGCAUCAAGCUUCGGUAGAGAGAUUCUAAUUGACUCGGGAACGGUUAUCACAAGACUGCCACCUUCCAUUUACAAAGCCGUGAAGACGGAGUUUCUGAAGCAAUUCUCCGGGUUUCCUUCAGCUCCUGGUUAUUCAAUCUUAGGCACUUGCUUUAACCUCACAAGCUAUGAAGACGUGAGCAUUCCCACUAUCAAGAUGUUCUUCCAAGGUGACGCUGAGCUCCAAGUGGAUGUCACUGGUGUGUUCUACUUUGUCAAGCCCGAUGCGUCCAUAGUCUGCUUGGCCCUGGCGAGUCUGUCAUAUGAAAACGAAGUCGGUAUCAUCGGAAAUUACCAACAGAAGAACCAAAGAGUAAUAUAUGACACCAAACAAGAGAUGCUUGGAAUUGCAGGAGAAAACUGCAGUAUCUGA
Thlaspi arvense is the source of this 1449-nucleotide messenger RNA. Lineage: Eukaryota; Viridiplantae; Streptophyta; Magnoliopsida; Brassicales; Brassicaceae. The record is from the annotation of a GenBank genome assembly.